AUGGUAGUCAUGCCCAGCCGUCUGGACGCCUUCGUCAAGUCGAUCAUUUUCCCUCGCCCGAAAGUCGCCACCUAUGACACCUCCACCCGUCCUAACAAACUCGUCCACAUCCCCCUUGUCGACCCACUCACCCAUCUCGAAACCGGCGUCUUCACCUACGGCUACCUGCUCGUGAACCCCAAGGCCACACACGUUCUUUUGUAUGCCCACCCCAAUGCCGUAGACAUCGGGAUAGCCUACAAGGAGCUCCGAUACGUGGGCAAAGAGGCCUCCGUCAGCGUGUUGCUCUUCGAGUACUCCGGCUAUGGUCUCACCCACACUCCCAUCACCGAGGCGAGCAUUCAUCAAGACACGCUUUCUGCCUACUUCUUCCUGUGCCGCUACUUUGGUGUGUCUGCAAAUCAAGUUAUCCUCUGCGGCCGCUCACUUGGCUCCUCUCCCGCCGCAUUCUUGGCCGCUUUCCUUCCGCCGCCCCUGAGCCCCUGCCUGCUCAUUCUCCAAUGCCCUUUCACUGCGCUUAGCGACUGCAUCAACGAGUUCUCGCAGAACGCUGUGUCCAUUGCGAACUUUCUGGGCUACAACUGGUUUCGCACAAUCGACAUAAUUACAGACGUAAGUUGCCCAGUUGUGCUUCAUCACGGCACCCACGAUACCACUGUGAGCAUCGACCACUCCUACGCUCUUCAGCGGGCCCGUGACACCGCUGCGAAACCAUGCGUGACCUACCUUUACCAGGAGGACGGUAAAGGCCACAAUGACCUCAGCUCUGCCACUUUGGUUCGCAUCAUUAGAGAGCGCGUCGUCACGGAGGCCCUCCCACCGCUGACGCUGCACCACUCGAGGCUCUUCUUGGCGAACUCGCCGGUCUACGAGCGACUUUUCUGCAACGAAAGCGGGUCGGGGUUUGCCACGUUGAAGGAGGCCACGGCGUCCUGGUCGGCAAAGUUGUCCCUUCACUUUUGCGCACCGCCGCUAGAUCGGCUGUAUGUGCUGCUCACAGCGAGUGUGUGCGCCUUCACAAUGAAAUGCGCGCGAGCGUGGCAGACGUACUGCGCCAUCAUAAAAAAGAAUUUGUGUGGCGACGCGGUGCAGGAGCGCUGCCCAAAGGAUGUGUUCAUACGCCGGUGCCUGGCGUGCUGGGGGAGUCCCCUUGCCGUCCACAUCGCCGUACAGAGUGUGAACUCGACGCGAGAGGUGUGCUGCUUCGGCUUCGCCACCUGCCGUGACGCAAUGCUGGAUGCACCGGCUCUGUACCAGACAAAAUCCACAGAGCCACUUCUAAGCGUGCUGGAAAUCGCUGUGACGCCCGGCCUCUUGUCGUGCAUGAGGCGGUGCCUCAUUACCGCUCCUAACAUGCUGGAGGAUGACGAGAUACCAUGCUUUGUGCAGCACGACACAGUUGGCGCAUUGCAACUCGAGUGUGAACGUGCCGUGGCUUUUCUAACCAACGAAGACAAGCAGCGCCUGUGUGCCUUUCUGAAGGACAUGGACGCCGGCUUCAGCAAGAAUCUCACCACCAAGGCAUAUGAGCGACUGCGGCGCUCAUCCUCCAAGUCUCCCACAAAGGGUUCAGAGUCGUUUGAGGAGCUGAAGGAGUGGCUUCGGCCGUGGAUGCGCGCGAGUGGGACAGACAUGCAAGCGCUGGCGCAGGAGGUACCAUGGGACGACUACCUUCUGCGCGGCCGGUCUGCUGCUCACCAGCGCGUGCUGAGUGAGACCAUGAGCUGGACGGAGUGCUGCCAAGCAAUGGAGGAGAGCGAAGUGGUGUUGCAGAUCUACACUCUCUUUCAAGAGAUGUCCGCGCAGUAUAUGCGGCCCACAUUUGACUCUCAUGCCGCCGCCGCGGCACCGACUGCUUGA
Leishmania braziliensis MHOM/BR/75/M2904 is the source of this 1860-nucleotide messenger RNA. Its product is annotated as serine peptidase. The record is from RefSeq and is a predicted model, not a curated record. Bases 1 to 1860 code for a protein of 619 amino acids. NCBI's taxonomy places the organism in Eukaryota, Euglenozoa, Kinetoplastea, Trypanosomatida, Trypanosomatidae. The transcript has a single exon.